Plasmodium gaboni is the source of this 3176-nucleotide messenger RNA. RefSeq lists its product as hypothetical. The transcript has 3 exons. NCBI's taxonomy places the organism in Eukaryota, Apicomplexa, Aconoidasida, Haemosporida, Plasmodiidae. The record is from RefSeq and is a predicted model, not a curated record. The annotation marks the transcript as partial.
GCAUGCUAACAGAAUUUCAAGUAAACUUAUUAAUGAGAGAUCUAGAAAAAAAAAAAAAAAACAAAUCAUUACAUGAAAAAACAGAAAUAGAUAAUGUACCCAUAAAAUAUGGUCCCUUUGAUUUUACAAGAAAAUUUAAAGAAAAUCAUGAAAACAAAAAUGUGCAUAUUAUAUAUAAUGCAAACUUAUUUAAUUUAAAAUCUUUUUUCCCUAAAAAUUUUUUUAAGACCAUUUUUUUGAUACUUCCUGGCCUCAGUUUUAAUAUCAACGAUAUACAACUGAAAUAUAACGAUAAAGUGACGACCUUAAGAAUUUAUUAUUUUCUUAUUCUUCUAACUCUCGAAAUUACUUACAUAAGUAUGAAGAAUACAAAUAUUCAUUUAUUCUGGACACGCGAAAAAUUAAAAAACUUUAUAGAAACUGAUGAAGAGGAAGAGCACAAUAAAAAUGAACCAGAUGAUAUGAAUGAUUUAACACAACAAGAUAUGUCUUUAAACGACAAUGAAGUUUAUUCAAAUGAUAAUGAAGGAUUUAAAAAGGAAAGUAUACAUGAUACUAUUAAUUCGCUCAAGAAUUUGAUGUUCAAUAAUGUGGAUAAUAAAAUGGAUGAAAAUGAAAAUGUGGAUGAAAAUGAAAAUGUGGAUGAAAAUGAAAAUGUGGAUGAAAAUGAAAAUGAAAAUGUGGAUGAAAAUGUAGAUGACAAUAUAGACAACAAUAUAGACAACAAUAUAGACGACAAUAUAGACGACAAUAUAGACAACAAUAUAGACGACAAUGUAAAUAAUAAUGCAGGUGACACCAUAAAUGAUGAAGAAUCUAAUAAUUUAAACGGCCAAGAUGAAUACUAUGAAGAAAACGAAGAAGGAGAUUAUUCAAAUGAAAAGGAUGUAAAUUUAGAAGAUAAUAAUGAUGAUAUAAAUAAUAACAAUAAUAAUAAUAAUAAUAAUGACAACAAUAACAAUAAUAAUAAUAAUAAUAAUUUCAUUUAUGAUGAUGCUAGUAAUGGAGAUUGUAGUGAUGAUAACAAUGAAGAAGAUAUAGAAGAUUACUCACAAGAUGAAGAUAAUAUUAUAAGAGAUAUAUUUGAAGAGGAUCAUAAUAAAGAUAAAGAGAUCAAUGAAUUACUUGACGAUGUAAAUACAUCUACAACUGAUGAUAUAGAAAUAAUAAAAUAUAUAUAUACUAAUGAUGAUAUAAAAAAAAGUGGAUUAAUAAAUAUAAUACGUUUUCCAUUAUUAUAUGAAAUAGAUUUAAAAAAAAUAAUGCAAAUAUUUUGUUUUAAUGAACAUAUAAAAAAAGAAGAAGAAAUAAAUACAAAAUUCCAUGUGGAAGAUAUUAUAAAUAGUUAUUAUCCUUUAAUAUAUGGAUAUCAUUUUAUUUAUAAUGAAUUUUUAAAAAAUUGUAAAUUUUUUUCAUUUGUUUUAAAAAAAAAAAAACAAAUUACAGUACCUGAAGAAUUAGUUGUUUUGAUACCACAUAUGGAAUAUAAUUAUAAAAUAGAUUCUUAUCAUUUUUUAAAAAAAAUAUAUUAUUCUAUUUUUAAUGAGCCAAGAAAAUCAUAUACAUCUUUAAAUGAACAAAUAAAACAUAUAAAUCAAAUGAGAUAUAAAUUAUAUGUUCAUAAUUUAAAAACAUCUAAACAUAUUAGAAAUGACAAUACUUCAAGUAUCUAUAAUCAUAUGAAUAAUAAUAUAAUAUCAUCUUAUUAUAUGUAUCAAAAUAAUAUAAAUAAUAUGAUAAAAAAUAAAACAUGUAUUAUUAAUGAUGAUUUAUUUAAAACCAUAUUUAAUCCAUUCGAUUUUUUUCAUUUUAAUAAUGAUGUAAAUGUAUUUUUUGAAUAUAAUAUUUUAACAAGUAUAUAUAAUAAAUCCGUUUCAACUGUCAAUACUGAUUAUAAUAAAUUAUCUGUAAAUUUUUAUAUUAAAAAAGAUUAUAAUAAACAAUAUGAAGAAGAUAAUAAUACAAAUGAUAAUAAUUCAAAAAGAAUUAUGAAAAAAAAAUAUAAUAAAAAUGGCCUUUAUUCACUAGGUGAUAAUAAAAAUAAACCUCCUCUAUUACCAACGCCAAAAAAUGAAUCUUAUAAACAUGUAAAUAACACCAUUAAUAAUAAUCAUCGUCAUAAUAUGAAUAACAUGAACAAUCAGAGAAAUAUAAAUCGUCAUAAAAAUAAUACAAAUAACAACAGUGUCUUAUAUAAACAUGCCACAAGUAAUAUACAAAAUAAUUUUAAUAAAUCUUAUAGAAAUGAUAACAAUAUUAGAAAUAGCAUGCACAAUAAUAAUAACUAUGAUAAUACUAAAAGGGAAGACAAAAAUCAAAAAUAUUUAAAAAAUGAAAACCAAAGGGAAGGCAUAAAUAGAAAAAAUAAUUCGUCAUCUGUCUAUCGAAAUUAUAAUCCUUCAAAUAUGAAUGAUCAUAAAAAUUUUAAUAAUAAUAAUGUAUCUACGUCGCAUGGAAAUUUUUCAUAUAAACCCAUGAGGAAUAAUAAUAGUAUGAGAGCUGAUAAUAGUAGUAUGAGAGCUGAUAAUAGUAGCAUGAGAAAUGAUAAUAAUAGUAUGAGGGGUGGUCGCAGUAUUAGAAAUGAUAAUAAUAGUAUGAGGGGUGGUCACACUAUGAGAAAUGACCAAAGAAAUGAUCAAAGAAAUAAUAUGAUGAAUGACAAUAGAAAUAAUAUGAGAAAUGACCAAAGAAAUAAUAUGAGAAAUGACAAUCGAAGUAGUAUGAUGAAUGACCAUCGAAGUAGUAUGAUGAAUGACCAUCGAAAUAGUAUGAUGAAUGAUCAAAGAAAUAGUAUGAUGAAUGAUCAUAGAAAUAGCAUAAGGAAUGAUAAUAAAAAUGUUAAACGAAGAAGAGAAGAAUCCAUUGAAAUGAAUAGAAGAGGAGAUAUAUAUUCAAAUAAAAGAUAUGAUAAAAGAGGAAGAACAGAUUAUGAUAUGAAAUUAAAAAUGGAUGAUAGAAAAAGUGAUAAAAAUCUUAAAAAUCAGUCAGAAAUGCAAGAUCCAUAUGCAUCAACAAAAGAUACUUCUAGAAAUUUUGAUAUGAAUAAUUUUACAAUUAGUUCAGAAAGGAAAUCAUGGAAAUUACCUCCUCCCCCUCCCAACAUUCCUCCAUCUUAUGAUAGAUCCUCUCAAAGAAGAACAAGCAGUUUUUACAAUAAUGACGACUCUUCAAUGUAA